GAGCAGUCCUGUACGGAUAUCCUUGGGCUCAUUUUGCCGUCAUUGGCCUCAGCUAGCUUCACCUCCUUUCAAAUCCUGGUCUUGAAGUGAGCUUCUCGAGAUUAUUCGCCAUGUUCUCCGUCGCAAGACAAGGCGCGCUGCGCCAGGCGCGGACAUUUCUGCGCCCCAGCAAGCCUACCGUGACCUCCCCGGCUUCGGCCCUGGCCCGGUUACUGUCUACAUUGGCAUUGCUUGAACAGAGAGAAGGAAAGCUGAAUCCUUCGUCUCUUAGCGCGGUCACUGCAGCUCAGAAGCUUGGAGGAUCCAUUACUGGUUUUGUCGCUGGCAGCGGCGUCAAAGCAGUUGCCGAGCAAGCGGCCAAGGUGGAAGGCCUGGAGAAGGUCAUUGUGGUGGAGAAUGGAGCAUAUGACAAGGGUCUUCCCGAAAACUAUGCUCCGUUGUUGGUCGAAAACAUUAAAAAAGGCGGUUUCACACACGUUAUUGCUGGUCACUCUGCCUUUGGCAAGAACUUGUUGCCUCGGGUAGCUGCUCUGCUAGAUGUGCAGCAAAUAUCGGACAUUACUAGCAUUGAGAGUGAAGACACUUUUAUCCGACCCAUCUAUGCCGGAAAUGCAGUUCUGACGGUACAAUCCACCGACCCCAUCAAGCUCAUCACAGCUCGAGGCACUGCUUUCCCUGCUGCCCCCGUGUCAGAGGGCAAAACCGCCGAGAUUACUGAGGGCACAGACCCCAACGCACCCUCCCCAACCGAAUGGGUUUCGGAGGAUUUGGUUCAGAGCGCAAGACCGGAUCUCAGCACUGCCAGCCGUGUAGUCUCUGGUGGCCGUGGUCUCAAGUCCAAGGAAGAGUUUGACCGCAUCAUCACCCCGCUCGCGGAUGCUCUCGGCGCGGCCAUUGGUGCGUCUCGGGCCGCCAUCGACAGUGGCUUCGCCGACAACAGCCUGCAGGUCGGGCAAACCGGAAAGAACGUAGCUCCUGAGCUCUACUUGUGUGCAGGUAUCUCGGGUGCUAUCCAGCACUUGGCUGGUAUGAAGGACAGCAAGGUCAUUGCGGCUAUCAACAAGGAUCCUGAUGCGCCCAUCUUCCAGGUUGCCGACGUAGGAUUGGUCGGUGACCUAUUUGAGAAGGUGCCUGAAUUGACGGAGAAGCUGAAGCAGGGAUGAAUCAUACAAGAUCGAAAAUAAGUGAAGAAAUUUCAACGUUUUGCCUUGCGGCAGACGGAUGAGGGGGGAUUGGGUUUCCCAGGAAGGCUAUGUGCCGACACCCAUGAAGAUUCCUUUUGCGCAUAUGCUGUCCUCAUCUACCAUACUUGCGCUUUCUGAAAGCCUCAACGCAUUGCUGGUAUAUAAAUGAGAGCGUUUUUUGAAACUGGCCGCGCCGCCUGUGGCCAUGGUGUUGGGAUCAAGUAUUUGUUUAUUUUAAUUUAUUUUGCAUGACUAUGGUCAUGUGUGUAUAGUAUUUAACUUGUGAUGCAUCUAUUAAACACAAAAGAAAUGCACAAUUUACCCACC
Xylona heveae TC161 is the source of this 1511-nucleotide messenger RNA. RefSeq names its product electron transfer flavo protein, alpha subunit. Bases 111 to 1163 code for a protein of 350 amino acids. Lineage: Eukaryota; Fungi; Ascomycota; Xylonomycetes; Xylonales; Xylonaceae. Gene Ontology annotation, molecular function: electron transfer activity; flavin adenine dinucleotide binding. The record is from RefSeq and is a predicted model, not a curated record. The transcript is spliced from 3 exons. Gene Ontology annotation, cellular component: mitochondrion.